AUGGCGACCUCUCUCCUCUUCUCCCUCAUCCUCCUCUCCCUCUCUAUAUCAUCCUCCUCCGCUCUUUUAUUCUCCGAAACCGUCGUCGACGCCGCCGACGUCCUCUCCGACUCCGGCUACCUCUCUAUGGCUCUUAAUCUCCAAACCGUCUUCCAAACCCUCCUCCUCCAAUCCCCCACUGCUACCGUCUUCGCUCCUUCCGAUUCGGCUUUCGUUCGAUCAGGUCAGCCUCCUCUUUUUCUGUUACAAUACCACACGUUGCCACAGAGACUCUCCCUUGAGGACCUCAAAGCUCUGCCCUACGGCACAAGCAUACCGACGAUGCUGUUGAACCGCUCGUUGAUUGUCACUACUUCGGAUGUCGAUGCUCUGUUGUCGAUCAACAAUGUUACAGUCAAUGAAUUGACUGUCUACGAUGCAGGAUCAGUGGUUAUAUAUGGAGUGGAUGAGUUCUUCGAUCCUUCUUUCAGGAUUUAUUCGAAUUCUGUUCCUGAACAGUGCCCUGGACGCAAUGAUUUCUUCGAGCAAGAAACGUCUAGUUUUGAGGAUGUCGACUGUUUUGGCGAAGCUUCGGAUCUGUUGAGGUCCAGGGGCUAUUCGAAAAUGGCAGCAUUUAUGGAUAUGCAACUGACAGGGUUUGGAGAUGGGACGAGUGUGACGAUCUUUGCGCCUGUUGAUGAAUCAAUCGAGGAACACGCUAAGAAUUUCAGUGAUUACUCGGUGAUGUUUCGGCAACACGUUGUUCCUGGUUGGCUGCCAUGGAAGGUAAUGUCUGGGCUCGAAGCUGGAGCAAUGUUGCCCACAUUUUCAGAAGAUUUUAGAAUCAAAAUCACUAGGUUUGGUGAUAUCCUUGCGCUCAAUGGCGUUCCGAUCCUCUUUAUGGACAUGUUUUGUUGCAAUUGGCUUGUCGUCCAUGGCCUAGAUCAGUUGGUUACCUCGUCAAUAAAGCAAGACUUGAAGGAAGGUUCCUUCUUUGCAUUCAACGACAAUGUUGACGAGAAUGCCAAGGAGGGUUCCUUCUUUGCAUUCGAUGACAAUGUUGAAGAGAAUGCACCUGACUAUGGUGAAAACUCAAUACCAUGA
Molecule: messenger RNA, 1083 nt
Organism: Vitis vinifera (wine grape)
Lineage: Eukaryota; Viridiplantae; Streptophyta; Magnoliopsida; Vitales; Vitaceae
Product: putative fasciclin-like arabinogalactan protein 20
Exons: 1
Coding region: 1-1083 (360 amino acids)
Source: RefSeq, a predicted model, not a curated record